Messenger RNA from Sorex fumeus (smoky shrew), 1331 nucleotides. It is a transcript of the gene IDH3B, whose product is annotated as isocitrate dehydrogenase (NAD(+)) 3 non-catalytic subunit beta. Gene Ontology annotation, cellular component: mitochondrion. The transcript is spliced from 12 exons. Gene Ontology annotation, biological process: tricarboxylic acid cycle; isocitrate metabolic process. Gene Ontology annotation, molecular function: magnesium ion binding; NAD binding; oxidoreductase activity, acting on the CH-OH group of donors, NAD or NADP as acceptor. Bases 40 to 1197 code for a protein of 385 amino acids. Lineage: Eukaryota; Metazoa; Chordata; Mammalia; Eulipotyphla; Soricidae. The record is from RefSeq and is a predicted model, not a curated record.
GCUUCCGGCGUUAUUGCCCACGCGACUUCCGGUGGAGACAUGGCGGCUCUCUGCGGUGUCCGCUGGCUGACCCGGGCGCUGGUGGCCGCCCCGAACCCCGCGCCAUGGAGGAGCCUGGGCACGUCGGCCGCGGCCCAGGCCGCCUCGCGGAGCCAGGCCGAGGACGUGAAGGUGGAGGGCGCGUUCCCCGUGACCAUGCUGCCGGGCGACGGCGUGGGCCCCGAGCUGAUGCACGCCGUCAAGGAGGUGUUCAAGGCCGCCUGUGUCCCCGUGGAGUUCCAGGAGUACCACCUGAGCGAGGUGCAGAAUAUGGCCUCUGAGGAGAAGCUGGACCAAGUGCUGAAGUCCAUGAAGGAGAACAAAGUGGCCAUUAUUGGAAAGAUCCACACCCCGAUGGAAUACAAGGGGGAACUGGCCUCCUAUGAUAUGCGGCUGAGGCGAACAUUGGACUUGUUUGCCAAUGUUGUGCACGUGAAGUCACUUCCUGGGUACAUGACCCGGCACAACAAUCUGGAUCUGGUGAUCAUUCGCGAACAGACGGAAGGCGAGUACAGCUCCCUGGAACACGAGAGCGCCAAGGGUGUGAUUGAGUGCUUGAAGAUCGUCACUCGAGCCAAGUCCCAGCGCAUCGCCAAGUUCGCCUUUGACUAUGCUACCAAGAAGGGGCGGAGCAAGGUCACAGCUGUCCACAAGGCCAACAUCAUGAAACUCGGGGAUGGCUUGUUCCUGCAAUGCUGUAAGGAAAUUGCUGAGUUAUACCCCAAAAUCAAGUUUGAGACAAUGAUCAUAGAUAACUGCUGCAUGCAGCUGGUGCAGAACCCUUACCAGUUUGAUGUGCUUGUGAUGCCCAAUCUCUACGGGAACAUCAUUGACAAUCUGGCUGCUGGCCUGGUGGGGGGAGCCGGCGUGGUCCCCGGUGAGAGCUACAGCGCUGAGUACGCAGUCUUCGAGACGGGUGCCCGGCACCCGUUUGCCCAGGCGGUGGGCAGGAAUAUCGCCAACCCCACAGCCAUGCUGCUCUCCGCCUCCAACAUGCUCCGGCACCUCAAUCUCGAGUACCACUCCACCAUGAUUUCCGACGCCGUGAAGAAAGUGAUCAAAGUCGGCAAGGUGCGGACUCGAGACAUGGGCGGCUACUGCACCACCACCGACUUCAUCAAGUCCGUCAUCGGCCACCUGCACCCCCAAGGGGGCUAAGCCCAUUAUUCCUUGCAACCUAACAAGGACCAUCCCACCUCCACAUCCCUUCAGUACAGUGGACCAGCCAGAAGCAAGCCCUUAGGCCUAUAGCCAGACCAGUCACUGCCGCUCCUGGGCAGCCUAGGUUGUCC